Messenger RNA from Thrips palmi, 1720 nucleotides. Its product is annotated as N(G),N(G)-dimethylarginine dimethylaminohydrolase 1. The coding region runs from base 82 to 891 and encodes 269 amino acids. The transcript has 6 exons. The record is from RefSeq and is a predicted model, not a curated record. Lineage: Eukaryota; Metazoa; Arthropoda; Insecta; Thysanoptera; Thripidae. Gene Ontology annotation, molecular function: amino acid binding; dimethylargininase activity. Gene Ontology annotation, biological process: positive regulation of nitric oxide biosynthetic process; arginine metabolic process.
CCUCCCCCUCCUUCCUGUAGGCCCGUGGUGCAGACCGUAGGCAGCCGCUGGAAGAGGCGUUGGAGGCCGUGCACUAGGAGGAUGCCGUCGUUGAAGGUGACGCACGCCGUCGUGUGCCGCGUGCCGCAGUCCUGGGCGACGGCCGUCGGUGUGGACGUGGACGUGGCCCGCCGCGAGCACGAGGCCUUCGUGCGGCUGCUGCGCGAGCUGGGGCUGGACGUGAUCGAGCUGCCCCCCGACGAGUCGCUGCCCUUCUGCCCCCUCACCGAGGACGCCGCCGUCGUCUGCAACGGCUCGGCGCUCAUCACGAGGCCCGCCAACGCCGCUCGGUCCAAGGAGGUAGAAACUAUUCGAGCGGUGCUGAAAAAGGAGUUGGAUCUUCCCAUCAUUGAGAUAGCUGAUGAAAAUGCCAAACUAGAGGGUGGAGAUGUGCUAUUUACAGGGCGAGAAUUUUUUGUUGGCAUUUCAGAAUUUACAAAUGAAGCCGGUGCUCGUGCAGUAGCUGCUGCUUUCCCUGAAUUUCCAUGCACUCCAGUCAAGGUAUCUGGGAGUUCCCACCUGAAAAGCCUGGUUUCCAUGGCUGGACCAGAGCUUAUGUGUGUCAGCUCUGGUAAAAACUCCCAGGAAGUGCUCAAGCGAAUCGAAAGGGAAGCGACUUACAGUUAUCAAACACUAACUGUUCCUGAAGAUAAGGCAGCCAAUGUUCUUUAUAUAAAUGGUACUCUUAUUCACUGCUCUCAAGAAGAAAUUCCUCAAUCGACAAAGGCUCUUGGUGAACGAAUUGACUAUCCCAGGAAAGCAGUCAAUGUGCAGGCACUCACUAAGAAAGGAAACGGACUCAGUUCCUGCUGCUUACUUCUGAGACGCUCAAGACACAUCAGAAGCCUCUGAAGUAAAAAAAAAAAAAAAAAAACACCUAAUGACCCCCUUAGUGUGUCAAGAGAACUCGGAGCAAUGUUAAGACAAUCAAGCCCUUGCUAUGCAGGAUGAGCAAUGAACUACACAAAUGAACUACUGUAAAUCUAAAGGUGGCCUUGAAUCAGUCAUUCAGUAGCUUCCCACAUCUAAUCAUUUGCAUUAUUGAACCACAUUGGUUUCCUCUACAUGAAAAAUUCCUGAUUUGAAAGUUGAAAAAGAUAGACCUGAGUAAAAAUGUGUUACGAAGUGACUGACUGGUGAAAUCUUACUACCUGGCGUUCGAAUUCCGGCCAUUGUGAGGCCAUCUCAAGGAUUUUACUGCGAAAAAUUUUGAGUGGACGUUGGCAUUAGGAUUAUGUAAUUUUUGCAAUGCUUUGUUUGCCAAGGUUAUUUUUUUGGUAACAUUUCUUUACUGUUAUGUAGUGUUAUAAUUUUUUUACAUGUAUAUUACAAGGUAUUGAUUAAUGAAUCCUUUUCAAUUUAGCAUUGUUCUUGGCCUUAUACCUGCUUGAAUGGCAUUCAAGUUACCUGUUUGUACUUUGGCUUUUGCCUUAUAGACUGACUUACUUUUGUUUUAUGAGUAGUGAAUGUCUCUUGCUUUACUACAAAAACUCAGGUAAAAUCCAACCAUGUGAAUAAUUUUUAAGUGUAAAAAAUGUACCUAAAGAAAUAGGUGGUUCCUCUAACAUUGUACAUACCAGUGGAGCUUUCUUUUUUGUGCGGCUUCAUAAAGGCAGCUAAGGUCUCUUGGCAUGCAGCUUCUUUUGUUUAAUGUUUUAAUAUGAUGUUACACUAAGCAUGU